This is a messenger RNA of Mesocricetus auratus (golden hamster), 552 nucleotides long. Its product is annotated as keratin-associated protein 26-1. Bases 1 to 552 code for a protein of 183 amino acids. Gene Ontology annotation, cellular component: keratin filament. The transcript has a single exon. Gene Ontology annotation, molecular function: structural molecule activity. The record is from RefSeq and is a predicted model, not a curated record. NCBI's taxonomy places the organism in Eukaryota, Metazoa, Chordata, Mammalia, Rodentia, Cricetidae.
AUGUCCAGUAACUGCCGCUCAGAAACCUGCAGCUCCUCUUCUCUGAGAAACUCUAGUCAUGUUCCUGUAACCUCACCCACUGGCCCUUGCUCCACUGAGAUGACAUGUAGAGAUGCUUCCUGCUCUCCUACCAGCAGCCUGGGCAGCAACACACCAUGUGACAACUUCCAUGAGCCCUGCAGUGAACACAGGAGCUGCCCAUCAGCCAGCUGCAACAGGAACACUGGCAGCCCUUCCGUCGGCUCUCCAGUUACUUCAGGGAUGUCUGGAUCCCAGGAGGGACAUAGUUGUCUUCCUGUCACAUCCUGCAAUUCCAGCUGUGGUCGUGCAACAUCCUGUAGACAACCUUUGAGCUGCUGCCUUCCAAGUUACCAGUCUUAUUGUUGUCAACCCCUGGGCUACCUGACCUAUGGCCAUCAGCCAUUGAGAACCCUGAAAUAUGGGUGCCAGCCUUUCAGUUGCAUACCUGACUACCACAGGCCCACAAGCUAUACAUACGGCAGGUUUCAACCAUACUCCUCUUGCUUGAGUGGUUGGCGUUAUUCUUACUAA